ACCAUGAAUAGUGUCGAACACUGGGAUUUUGUCGAGAAUGCACACAGACUGAAGAGGAUCGCUCUUCCUGUCUCAGGUGACUUCAGGUCCUGUGCUGUGAUUUUCCACGGGUCUCUGUUGUCCCGCACAGCGUCACCAGCGAAGGAGGGCGCAUUCUUAACAGAAUGCAUCUGUAUUCCGGAAGCAUAUUAUUUCCUUCCGUCACCAAAAGCUCUUUUCCAGCACCCAUGCGAGCUGCAUACUUGUCCCGAAAGAGUUUCGCAGCAGUUCGGAAUCAGAGGAAUUCCUGUUCCGAAGAGUCUCGAUACAAUAAUUCCUUUGAGUGUGAGGCAUUGCCAGGUAUUUUGGCGAGGAACCCCGACACAGUUUCCUUGUGGAGAAUUUGUUGACUUGGGAAACCCCCAUUUGUUUCACGUCUAGGUUGUGAAAGGCCUCCCCGUCUUUGUGCGUGUUCGAGUGAACCGCUCUGUGCCCGGGCUUUUCCAUCGACGCUACCGUAUUCGGUGGAACCUCAUCGAAGUUUCUUCAAGGUUGGCACCCAAAGUCUUUGCACUACACAUGUUUCCUCCACACUUUCUGUCUUCAUGACAAUGUCGUAUAUGCGGUGAGGUUCUGCGAAUGAUCGGCACCGAGUGGACACCCUAGAGUCGUGCACAAGCCUCAUCCGUGUACCUACCGAGCGACCGCGCAUCCUGUCGAUCUAUUCCUCCUGACAUCGUCCCUGUAUUCAAGUUUUCGAGCUCUUCGUGAUUUCUGGAACGCCCUCUGUUCCGUCUCGCAGCCUUCAAAGAGCACCAACCGUCUGUUUCCGCUCUACCGUGGAUGCAUGAUGGCAAACGUGGUGGCGAAAGGAUUCGGUGUCUCACCGUACUGGAAUAGUGUCCGAAUCCAUCGGAGCUUCCCGUCAAAUCUGGCAACUGGGCGUUCCGGACAACGCGGAUUCCAUUGUGUCGAGUCGUCUCUUCUCAACGUUCGGCGAGAGGCCGUUUCUCCCGCCUUUCGGACAAGCAGCUCGCUCUCGACAGUGUCGGCUAGUUGUUUUUCGUCUAGUUCCCUCUACUCCGUGUCGCACAGUUCUUCCCCACGUUCACUCUCCGGUACUCCGCUUCCGGAAUUAUCGACCUGUAUCAACGGAGGCAUGUUGGCAGUUCAAGGAUUUGGAGCCUGGGCUAAGUCUGCACAGUCAGCAUGCGUGCCAUACCAUCAAAAUGGUUGGCAUCAGAUCUCUUCUCAAGCUGCCUUUGGAACGGCGCCCGCUGCGUCUUUCGAUAUUUUCCAGAAACUGAAAGAUCCCCCGGAGGCCGGCGAAGACGCUGGUGCAACAGCCAAAAAAAGAAAGCCGUCGGACCGAGUGAUUAGAUUGGUCGAUGAGGUUAUGAACUUAACCCUAAUUGAAGCAGCUGACCUUUGCGACCUUUGUCAAGAAAAGCUGGCUGAGCGAUCUGGAGGCCCCACCUUCAAUGCAGCAGCGGCAGCAGGACGGACGCCUUUUCCUCAUCCAGUGGGCAUGUUUGCCGGUAUGGCUAUGCCUGGCAUGAUGGGUGGCAUGACAGCUCCUGUUGGAAUGAUGCCUCCAAUGGCAGCGGCCCCAGCAGCUACUGCCGGUCCAACCAGUGCUGCUCCUCCAGAAGCGGCGGCGGCUUCUGAGAAAAAACCAGAGAAGAAAGAGGACACUAAAGCGGCUUUCUCUAUCAAACUUCUCGGGUUCGAUGCCCCAAAGAAGGUCGCAGUGGUCAAGGAGGUGCGCGCUAUCACAGCUCUUGGUUUGAAGGAGAGCAAGGACCUUGUCGAACAGGCUCCAAAAAUUAUCAAGAAGGCUGUGCCCGCCGCAGAGGCAGAGGCACUCAAGGCAAAGCUGGAAGCUGCAGGUGCUCAGGUGGCUUUGGAAUGAGCUAGAAACGACUUUCCGCAGCUGGGUGGUGUCGGAAACAGCGUGAUUUGAUGGCUGAUGAGGCCAAGUUAGGAUCGGGCGUGGACCGUCAAGAAGUGUCUGACCCAUACAAAUUGUUUUCUUUUGUGCGUGGUUCUCGACGGUUGUUUCUCAUGUGAAGGGACGUUUGUGCGUGGUGUUUCUCACGGACAGUGAAUGAUCCAGCUCUUUCGCUGUCAGCUGCCAAAGUGUGCACAGAGCUUGAGCUCCGCUGUAGAAUCUACAACUCGAGGGUAACGCCUCCAUUCGCGUCACGAUUCCAC
Molecule: messenger RNA, 2193 nt
Organism: Toxoplasma gondii ME49
Lineage: Eukaryota; Apicomplexa; Conoidasida; Eucoccidiorida; Sarcocystidae
Product: ribosomal protein l7/l12 c-terminal domain-containing protein
Exons: 7
Coding region: 827-1891 (354 amino acids)
Biological process (GO): translation
Cellular component (GO): ribosome
Molecular function (GO): structural constituent of ribosome
Source: RefSeq, a predicted model, not a curated record